Molecule: messenger RNA, 6784 nt
Organism: Seminavis robusta
Lineage: Eukaryota; Bacillariophyta; Bacillariophyceae; Naviculales; Naviculaceae
Source: the annotation of a GenBank genome assembly
GGUGGGUUCUUGGGAACGGGGCAAGGAAUCCGCAAAAAGGGGUUGGCCGUGUUAUUUGUUGCCUUGCUAUCUUUUUGCAUGUUUAGUGCCAGUCAGGUCAGUCACCAUCCUCAAUAACAUCCUAUCCUACUGUAUCCAUUAGAUCUCUUAUUGGUGGCGACGGCGGAAUAGGAUACCUACAUGACAACACACAACUCGGGCCUUCCCGAGGGAGGUGCCUACCAAGGCAAUCAACAGCAGCAGCAGCAACAGCAGCAGCAAGCGGCGUCGAGAGCCACUAGCUCCAGUGGGGGCAGCAGUAGCGGAUCGCGUGGCUUCAGUACCGAAGCCUAUCAACAACAACACGCCCAAGCAUCCAGGACAGCCGCUUUAUCUCAUCAAGCUGCUUUGGGAGUUCAUCCAGCGGCGGCGUCACUAGCAGCAGCAAACCCUUUGACUGCCGCAGGAUACAGUAGUUCGGCAGCGGCUGCUCAUUUGGCUACUCAAAGUGGUUCUUCUGUCGUGCUCCCAGGCAGUUCUGGAAUGCCUCGCAUGGAUAUGAGACAACAGCAGCAACAUCAGCAGCAACAACAACGCUCGGCUGCAGCUAGGUAUCACCCUGGCCCUGUAUCUAUGCAAUCUACUGCCAUUUCGGCUGCUGUAGCUGUUCUGACGGGAGCUGCUGGGAAUGAUCGAGUGUCCCACGAACGCCCUCAUCACCAAUCACUCGCCGUUCAAGUUCAGAGAGACACUACUCGACAACAUCAGCAUCAACAGCAACAGCAACAUGCUGCUGUGGCUGCAGCCGCCAGUGCUUUGAGACAACAGCAACAUCAGCAACACAAUCUCGGUCUACCGGUACAUCAUCAGGCACCCUCUCAUCUUCCUGCACAUCAUCACCCUCCACCACACGCCUCUAGACCAGCAGCACAUGCUGCUUUCGCUAUGCACAACAGACAGCAACAAGUCACAGCUGCUACUAUAGCACAGCAGCAACAACAACAGCAACACACUCUACAAACUGCACAUCCACAUUAUGUUCACCAUCGAAGGCAUCACCAUCCACAUCACGCCCAGAAUCAUCAUCACCCUCAUCACACGACAAGUCACAUACCGCAACAACAGCAACAACAAGUGCAACGGGUCAGAGAUCAUCAAGCAGCAGCGUCUAGGAGAGCUCAGGUAGUAGCUGCAGCACAAGCAGCUGCUGCACAACAAACAGCACGGAGUGCUCAAGUAGCAACGUCCUUAGCUAAUCAUCAGCGAAGACAUCAUCCAUCGCAAGUAGUGCACAGUCAUGCCCCAGCACAUGUUCAUCCUAAGGACGUAGCAGCGUCCAGACCCUUGCCGGCAGGUCAACCACCACCACAACAACAACAACCACACGCUCAUCCUGCUGCUGCUCAUGCACCCAGAAGUCUACCUCCAGCAGAACCGGCACAACCAUAUCCACCACCACCCGUGGCAGCUGAUCUCGUCGAUCAGUUUGAUGAUCCACAUCCUCCUCCACGACAACAUCCACCGGCGCCGACGAAUCAUCGAACGGCGCAGGAGGAGCGAAUUGUACAGCAGAGGAGUGUACUUGUUGACAGAUACGCUCCUUUUAUUGCUGCAUCAGAUAAGUCACUAGGGGAUGCUCGGAAAAGGCUACAAAAGGCCCAUGAGCAAGUACAACUGCUAAGGGCGGCCUUCACCAAGCAGGUUUAUGGGAAAUACAGGGUAUGCUUAAGACCGCCACAGACGUCGGAAGAAACGCUCACAGCCAUCAAGGCAGAUCCGGUCGCGGCGGCGCGGCGGUUAGAACAAGAGAUUCGACAACUCAAACAAGAAAAAGAAUACGAAAAGAAGGAGGCGACAUCCGUCAAUGCCGAAAUGUCCAAACUGGAUUCCGCCGUGAUCCAAUCUAUUGGUGCGGACAAUGCCGAUCAAAUUAUGUACAUCAGUGCCGGGCUGUCUCUUGUCAUUCUGCCAGAAGAAAAGGACGUCGACCCCAAGAUUCUGGCAGAGUACGAAGACAGGGGUCCAGUCCAAUUAGGGACGGAUCAACGGGUGAAAAAUAUCAGUCAAGCGGCAGCUUCGGCGGGGCAGAUUAUUGUAGAACGAACACGCAAGGCAGUGGGAGUUAGGGAGCUCCUCCUUCAACGGAGGUCCUUGUUGUCCAAUCAAGAGCACAGUAGUAUGCUCGUCGGGGUAACUGAGGAACCACCACUUGAUCCUCGGAUCAUGGAGAUAAUCGUAUCAAAGACAAAACCAGUGUCAUCUACAGUCGCUGACAGCAAGAGCGCUCCGAAUGUCGAAAGCAAAACCGUUGAGCCAGACCAACCGGCUGUCGCGGCAAAAGCCGCUGUUGCUGUCACAGUGCCGGUCCCAAAAACUGUGCCGACACCACCAAAAACUGAAGCUAGUGUGCCACCCUCUGGGCCGACAGAGCCACAAUCCACGGUGGCUCCGGUAUCUGCGCCAUCUGAUGUGGCAAAGGUCCCACAGAAGAAAAUGGGCUCUACCAAAAUUUCAGCAGUUAGCCUGCAGCAGCAGCUAUCUGCUGCCAAGUUUGGUAGAGGCGGUGCUGGAAUUUCAGUCAACAUCUCCUUGAGUCUCAAUCCUACCGCUGACGAGCUCAGCCUCGAUCCCGACAAAUCAAUUCGCGCCUCGACUGCUGCCUUGCUAUCCCGAGGGGCAAGCACCGCGCAAGGAACGAACAAAGCUUCGCCCCAACAGCGCCUCAAACAUCCGCAUCCAGAGUCGAGCGGAGGGAAGCAACGAGCUUCCAGCGCAACCUCUGCUAAGAAAGAGCUUGCAAGUCUGACACACGCAGUUGCACACCCCCAAAGCAGCCAACAUCAGCAUUCUUACUUGAGCCUAGCGUUACCGCCCCUGCCAACAACUCUCGAACGUCGUGAGAAAAAGCCACUGCCGUGCGUGGAGCAUAGGUGCACCGCCAGAGCCAAAAAGGCAAUUCAGUCGGUUCUUGGUCACCUGGAUAAUGCACCUGGAUCUGGCCCUGUGACCAAGAUUGGCGCGCUUUAUAGAAUCCAACAGUCCCGAUCGAAAGAUGCCGAGAACGAGACCACACCAGGAGAAAGGCUGAUUGACCCGUCACUGGCAUUCUCUGUGCUCCAAGCUAUAGGGCUUGUAACUGAAAACGGGAAGAAAGAUGCGCCGGACACACCGCCUUCAGUUUUGCUAGACAAGAAGGCAACAAUAGUUCUGGGAGGGGAUAAGCGCAAGUUGUCGUCUUUGACUACUUUGAAUUCUUCGUGGAGUCGCAUUGGCUUUGCUAAGCGACCGAGACUGUCGGAUGCCUUCAAGAGCGAUAAGGAUGCCAAGGAAAGCACCGUGAAGAGGGAGCCAGUGAUGAGAUCUCCGAGUGUUGAAAAUAUUCGUGGGGGUGGCGAAUUGAUGUCUGACGCCAAUAAUGACGACCCAAAUGGGGCUUCCGAAUCUGAUUCAAGAAAAGGAAAUCAUCGUAGCGGCAACGCUGCUUACAACAACCAUGUAUCUGCCAACAACAUUUCCCAGGGAGUUCGACAAGCACAACCUCGAUGGGAAGAUCCCUCGCGGCAGUCGUUGGCUGUCAUCAAUUCUCAAUUUGUAGCGGGAAACCAGUCGAUUGUCGGUGGAAAUCAUGGGCACGUUGCUGUGGCAGCACCAGUAGCGCAGCUUCACCAAGCACAUCAGGCCCCAGCCAAUAAUGAUGCAUAUCACCAGGCUUCCAAUUUUAACGCGAUGCAGCUGGCACAUCAACUGAGGCAGCACGCCUCGAAUCAUUCGAAUCAGAAUCACAACAUGGCAGCAAUGCAGUCUCGUCAACAAGGACAAGGGGAUCUCCAGCAGGUUCCAAAUUAUUUCACUGGGAUGCACCCGUCGGCGGCUUGGUCGUCGAUGGGUAACUCAGCAGCAGCCAUGGCUGCGGCACAAUCGUCUUUGGCUGCCAUGGGAUUGUCGGUUCCAAUGGGUGUGUAUGAUACUGCUCAAGAUCGAGCAGCUCGAGCUAUUCUCGUAAGAGAGCAACAGAACGUAGCAGCUGCGCAUGCUGUGGCAGCACACCAGCAAUCGAUGGCGAAUUCUGCCUUUGUUGGUGGUGCUGCAAACCCAGGGUUUGCUCCCACUCCAUCGUCAGUUGCAAAUGCUUCGACCCUCUUGAAUUCCUCAUCUUAUCGUGUCGGAGCUCAAGGAAAUUCACUUCAAGCACCUGUAUUACCACAGCAAACGCGAAAUGACAUCUUGGCAGCGGCGUCAAUGAUGGCCCAACGUGACAAUGGUUACAGACGCGCAGGGGCGGAUGCACCGGGGAAUUCGAUCAUGCAAGCGCAAUUGAAUGCAAGUACAGCCCCUGCUCCCGCUCCACAGAAGCGGAAGGCGGAUAGCCCUGUUGUAGAGACCGCACCGCCUGCUCCUUCUCAGACCUCGGAAAACAAAGCGUCGUUGCCAUCCGCUGCCAAAAAGCCCAGGCCAAACGACACCAACGAUACGGGGGUUGCUGUGUCGCUUGAAUCAAAAGUUGCUGCUCAGCCAGCCAAAAGCACCAAAAGCGCGACCACCUCUGAACCGAACUCGGUGGUACAUGCAAACGUAUCACAAUCGCUCCAGCCUUCUGCGGCCCCUCCUGCCAAGACUCUGCCUUUGAAGAGUCAGGAGUCACAACCGGCGAUGCCCAGAGGGGGAGCUCCGUCAACAGCAACAGCAGCCCCCUCGAAGGAAGCUCAACCCAGCGUAGCGUCUGCAAACAAUUCCGUGAAAGUGGCUCCACCAGCCAGCUCAGUACAGGCAGUACCAUCCCAGCCUUCUCUCAAAGCACCAACGACCCAAUCGGUGGGGAUUGCUGCGACGAAUGCUGCAUCCGGUCAGACCCCAGUGGUUCAGUCGAAGGUACUUCCUAGCCAAAGUGUAGCGAGGCCAUCAUCGACGAAUGUUGCUCCAAACGCAAUUGCGCAAACUCCGAAGGUAAUAGUGCCCCAGCAAGCGAAGCCGCCUGAAAGGAAGAACCAUGUAGCGUCCGUUGGCACAAAAGGAGGUCUGCAAAUCGCUCCGACUGCAGCGCCGACCUCGCUCUCAUCAGAAUACAAGUCCCUGGUGCAGGCAGGGAAAGCACACGAAGCAAUUGCUGCAGCGGCCUCGGAAGGGGCGAAAGUGUUCCCGACGAGGUCUGCCGGCAUUGUUGAGUUCUUAGUUUCGGCCGGCACCUCCGUACCCAUUCCCAAAGCAGUUGUCGCGUCAUCUUUGAAAGACCGCCUUAUCAUUCCUGGAUUUAAGAACCUGGCCACUGGCGCUGGGUUUGUUGUCCCGCGGGAGGCCGUUAUUGCUGUGAUCCUUGUAUGGCUUUGGAAGAACCACGAAGCAGACUUCCAGCGAGCUUUCACUAAGAGUGGUCGCAUCGAUGUCGAUCCGACUUGCAAAUGGCUCGUUCACGCAGCAACCGAUGCUAGCGUUCGAGCCUUGAAGCAUUUCAUUUCGGAAUCCGUAAAUCAACAGGCGGAGCCGGUGAACUCAGCAACAGACACCCUCUUGGAAGGAUUUUCUGACAGUUCCAUACCAUCCGAUGCGGCCGCUGUUCUUGUUGUCAGUAGGACCUUGACCGCGGAUACCAGCAUAGUUGUCGACACGGAUUAUGCUUUGUCUCAGUUCCACGCGUUGACUCGAUUUCUCGACGACUGUCGUCUGUCUGCCCUGCAUUCUCGAUCGCAAGAGCGAGUGCUCUUGGCUUCCUUGAUAUCCCUCAAAUCGACGAUGUCCGAGUCCUUUGCACAUGCGUAUGUCAGCUCCAUGGUUCGUGCUGGGGAUGCACUCGGCCACGAGGAACUGGCAGAAAUAGUUAGCGACGAAGAAAUGAAACUGUCGUCGAUGUUGCCAUAUGACAUCUUGCGAGACCAGCAAGGAAAUUGGGAGGAUCCAUGUAGGCCAGCCGAGGGGUACAGCCCAAAUCUUACAGGGGAUGUGUUGACGAAAGUUGCCCAUGCACGUGCCAUGAUCCAGAAGUCUUUGAGACGGUUGCAAGAUCGCCACAACAUCAAGGGUGGCACCCCAACCUUCGGAGCGUAUAUCGACCCACUCAGUGGACAAGGUCAAUCGACCGCACCUGGAUCUGCAGCAUCCACAGCCAGUAGCAAGGCGGUGAAUGGCACCAGCACUCCCAAAACUUGGAGCAGGCGAAAAGGUGCAACCAUGUUCGUUGCCGAGGGUCCCGUCCCAAAUGGCACUGGGUCAGCACAAGCCACAAACUGGUCCCUGUACGACCCGAAGCAUUAUUCCGCCCCUCUUUUGUGGAAUUGCGAUGCCGCUGAGAACACUCCUUAUGGAAGCACAACGCAACUGAAACGCAGCGGAUCAAUGCAAGGAGCAAAUCUCAAGAAGAAAGGUCCUUCAGCCACAGAUGCCGAGGGGCAAAUAGUCCCCAAGGAAAUCUCACUUGGACGGACAACUCAUGGAAUUGACUGGCACACCAUUGCUGACUAUUUUGACCAUGUCAAGCUCCCUGGUUCUGGUGGUGGUUCCGCCCCACAAGCUCCUGCCCCAGUGGAUUCAGCGACACCAGCUCCGAACCUCAAGACAAUCGUUUCUCCUUUCUGCCGAGUCCUCGAACAUUCACCUGUCGCGAGUGAUGAUGAGUCUGAUACCGAAGAAGAUCUGAGCGAUGAAUCCGUUCUGGCUCGUCACCAGAUAGUUCUUGAUGGAAUGAAGGAGAAGCUUACAGCCUUCAUGGAAGCCCGCAAGCGACAGCAGGAACGGAAGAAAAAUAGACAGAAGAGUAAUUCAUAAUGCCGUAAUAUAGCGCAAGAAUAUAGACCUUUCAUGUUCUCGUCCAAAG